AUGUUUGCUCAACAUUUCUUAAAAUAUUUAUGUUUCUCUCUUUUGUUUUUCUCUUUUGCUGAACAACAAAAUGUUUUUGCCUCCCAACAAAAACAACAGCCAAAAACAAGUUUAUUUAAAACUGAAAGAAAUGAACAACAAAAACAACAGCCAAAACCAACAAAACAACCCCCAAAACAAACAAAAACAUCAAAACAAACAAAAACAACAUUGUUUUCAACAACUAAAACACCAAAAACAUUAAAAACAACACAACAACCUCCUUGUCUUUUACAAGAUUCUGUUCAUAGAAAAAGUGUUUUGACUGAUGUUUUGUCGGGGUAUGACAAAACUGUUCUUCCUUCCAAUGAAAGUGUUGUUGUUAGUGUUGAAUUGACUGUUCAGGCAAGUCGUGUUUUUGGUUUGGAUAUUUCCACUAUCUCAGAAAUCACUGGUUCAUUUGUUGCAGAUGUCUGGUUUUCUCAAAUUUGGUUAGAUCCUCGAUUAGAAUAUUGGAAUUAUUCGUGUAAAUCUAAUCUUUCCUUAGACUCAUCUGUUGCGGAUAAGCUUUGGACACCAAAUGUUUGUUUUGUUAACAGUAAAGAAACAAAAGUACAUCGUUCACCCAGCAAUAAUGUUUUAUUAAUAAUAUAUCCAAAUGGCACAAUAUGGUUAAAUUAUCGUGUUAGAGUUAGCGGUCCAUGUACUUUUACAUUGUCCCAAUUUCCUUUAGAUCAUCAAGAAUGUGUUUUAAUUUUUGAAUCUUAUUCUUACAAUAUUGCAGAAGUUCGUCUAAUAUGGCAAGAAUGGGCACCAGUUACUAUACCUCCACCUGAAGCUCUUCAAUUGCCUGAUUUUCAUUUUUAUAAUGUUAGCUGGGAGACACAAAUGAAUGAAUACACUGCAGGUGCUUGGGAUCAAUUAAAAGUAACAUUUCGGUUUAAACGUUUAUAUGGCUAUUAUAUACUCCAAAUGUAUUUACCAACAUAUUUGUCUGUGUUUAUUUCUUGGAUAGCUUUUUGGUUAGAUUCUCGUGCCUUGCCAGCAAGAAUAACUUUGGGAGUAUCUAGUCUUAUGGCUUUAACUUUUCAAUUUGGAAAUGUUGUUAAAAACCUUCCGAGAGUUAGCUUUGUUAAGGCAAUUGAUUUGUGGUUUUUUGUUUGUGUAUCCUUCAUUUUCUCAUCUCUAGUUGAACUGGCAAUCGUUGGAUUUGCAGAAAAACGAUCGGAUCAGAAACGACAAAAGAGUAAGAAAAGUUGGAGGAAACAAACAAUUAAAAAUAACAAUAAUUCUACGAUAAAAAGCUUUGCUUCAACAUCUUCAGACUCCACUUGUACAAACCCAAAUUUAUAUUUGCCAAAUUCAAUUACACAAAAUGGCCAUUCACCUAUUGUAAUUGAUAAAUGGCCGGAAGGACCACAAAAAGCUGCUCUAUUUAACAAAGUUUCUCGUUCAUUAUCUCCUAGGGAAAGGAGAAAGCGGUAUAGCUUGCUGGAAUCUCCGAGCAGGUAACUGAAAACAUUGCAGACCUCUCUAUAGGAUACACCCCUCACUAGAAAGACCUAAAUUUAAACAUUUCAAAUUUGGUUGGUUACGGCUGGUGGAAACUGCCUAAGGCUACGUUUGCAAUAGAUCUGUUGAGUGUCAAAGUGCUUUGUUCCGCGUAUUUUGUUUCAUUGUAUUGACACUUGUCACGGAUGAUUUUGUAAACACUAUGAAAACAAAUAAGAUACGAGGUUUCAGUCC
Molecule: messenger RNA, 1725 nt
Organism: Meloidogyne enterolobii
Lineage: Eukaryota; Metazoa; Nematoda; Chromadorea; Rhabditida; Meloidogynidae
Source: the annotation of a GenBank genome assembly